Closterium sp. NIES-67 is the source of this 5817-nucleotide messenger RNA. Lineage: Eukaryota; Viridiplantae; Streptophyta; Zygnematophyceae; Desmidiales; Closteriaceae. The record is from the annotation of a GenBank genome assembly.
CGCAUUUCGCAAGGUAUCGGUAUUUCGCAGUCCCGCAAUUUGCGGGAGUUCCGCCGGCUUAUCGCAUUGACGAAAUUGGAAAAAUUGUAGUCGAUAAGAGGUAGUAUCGACGGCUUUAAUGUCCGACCGAAGUUCAGCUCGGGGAGCAUUAGGCCUUCAGUUUGGCUGACUUAAUAAGCCUGUCAGUUUGACUAACUGGCUGGGAUUAAUUGCAAAAAUUAGCUCUAUAUCGGACGAAAAAAAAUAGCGUCUUAAGCGUUUCAGUAAGGUCCAGGCGCGUAGUGCUCCAACUGUAAUUCGCGCUAAACAUUUAAGAGUAUAUUAUCCCCAUACUUUUAACCGGUGCUUGAUAGCACUGCAAAGCGCUUAUACUGGGAAAUGGAGCCCGGAGAACCGUCAGGAGCGUCACCAUUACGAGAAAAGUCAAAAGCGGAGGAGGAUAGCGCGGUCGCUCAAGCUCCCGAAAAUGGGGAGACAGUUCGUGAAGACAAGGAAGAAAAUUGUGCUGCUAUGCCAGAAGGAAAAACGGAGGGGGGUAAAUUGGAGGAAGGGAAGUCUCAAGGCGAGGCCCCGUUAAGAGCAGACACGACUUUGGCGGAGUCUGGGGAGAAGCCGCUGGAGAGUGUGACUGAAAGGAAGGGAGCCGGUGCUGGUGGGGAGCAGGGGAGACUAAGUGACAAUGAUGAGGGUGCCGCAACGGGGGGUUCUCAAGGGCCUGCUUCGAGGAAUGAGGGGGAAGUGGGGGAAAAGGAGGGUAAGGCCGAGACGGAGGGUGGACGAGAGAGAAAGGAAAAGAGAGAAGGCGAGAAGGAGGCUGGAGAGGGUGCGGAAGGGAAGGUGAUACCGGGGGGAGGUUCCACCUUGCAAGAGGAUGGGCCAGUGCAAGCGGAGGGUGAAGCGGAGAAAGGAGGGGAUGGUGAUGGUUGUGAUGCGGCUGCGAUGGAAGUGGAUACUCAAGCAGGAGUGACUAAAGCAGGGGCGACAAAAGCGAGUGUGACUGAGGCGGAGGGUACAGGGAGGGAACAGGGUUUGGAGUCAGGGGCGGAAGGGGGAGGCGGUGUUGGGGUGGGAGAGAGGCGAAUAGGGCUGGUGGGAGGAAAAAUGGUGGGAGAAGUGGAUGGGAAGAGGGUGGAGUCCGGGGAUGGGGAGGAGGGGAAGGGUGAUCAGGCGAGGAAAGGGGAUGAGGGCGUUAAGGGAGAGGAAGGCAGGGAGGGGGGGGAGGAUGUGGAGAUGAAGGAGGGGGGUAACGAGGGAGAGGCGGGUGCGGGGGGGAAAGAGGAGAGUGAGGGGGAGGGUGCGGAUACGGGUGAGGAGAAGGGUCAGGAGAAGCGCGAGGGUCUCGUUGACACUGGCAAGGAGCGUAGUAACGAGGGUCAGGGGGCUGAAGUAGACGUGACUAUGACGAAUGGGCCAGCCGAGGGAGGAGAGGAGGGCGCGAUGAACGGUGUAGGGAAGAAGGGGAGGUGGGAUUCGGGCAAGAAAGCGGAGAGCGAAGGAGCAGGAGGACAGGUGCAACAGCGGGAGCAGGGGAAUGGGGAGAUGGAGAAGCCUGAGGAGGGAAAAGGGAAGAUGGAGGAGCAUGAGGAGGGGCGGAAAAAGGGGGAGGAGGAGAGAAGAGUGCAGAGAGGUGAGGAUGGUAUGGGAGAGCAGCAGAAUGGGAACGCAGAGGUGGAAGGGGAGAAGCAGGGCGAGGUAGGAGAAAAGGAAGGAAAGAAGGUGGAAGGGGAAGGGACGAAGGUGGAGGAAGAGACUAUUUUUGAGGCGCCUCAAAAAGAGACGGAGGAGCAAGGGUACACGCAGCAGGGUCCAUUGGAGUCGUCACAGCCAACCACUAACACUGAUUCUUUUGUAACUGCUGACACUGCUACAGAUGCUGCUGCCACUGCUACAGAUGCUGCUGCCACUGCUACAGAUGCCACCACUACAUAUGCCACCGCUACAGGUGCUAAUACUACAGAUGCCAAUGCUGCGUAUGCCAAUGUUACAGACCGUGGGACGGCAGGUCUUAUCGCCACAGAAUCUGCUGCUACAGCUGCCAAUGCGGCAGGUAAAUAUGUGGCCGCUACAGCCGCCCCAGGCAGCCCCCCUACCAGUGGGCUGCUCCCAGUGCCAGCAGAGCAGCAGCAGGCGUUGGAAACGCAGCUUCCAGAAGCAGCAGCACCAGCAGCAGCAGCGCAGCAGCAGGAGGCCAUGGAAGCACAGCUCCCAGUGCCGGCAGAGCAGCAGCUGAUGGACCUGCGUCUGCUCGCGCUGCAGAAUGCGGUGCUGCCCCCCCACGAGCAGGGGGAGAGCGCUCAGGCGGAGACUCAUGAUUCCCCGACUCAGAAGGCAACGGUGCCAACAAUGCUUUCAGAGCAGCAGCAGCAGCAGCAGCAGCAGCAGGAUGAGGUGAUGGAAACACAGACUCCAGAAGCAGCAGCACCAGCAGAGCAGCUGCAGCAGCAGCAGGUGAUAGAAACGCAGCUCCCAGCAGCGUUAGAAGCAGCAGAGCAGCAGCAGCAGCAGCAGCAGCAGCACGAGGUGAUGGACAUGCGUCUGCUAGCCAUGCAAAACGUGGUUCUAGUGCAGGCAGCGAACGAGGAAGAGGAGAUCGACGUGCUGGAGGUGGACGAGGAGGAGGAGGAGGAGCUCAAGAAGCAGAUGGGCGUGGGGGAGGGCGGACCCGUGGAGUAUAUGGUUCUAGGGGAGGGAGGAGCUGGGGAAGGGGGGAUGGUGGGGGAUGGGGGGGUGGGGGCGGGGCAGGAGGGUGCUACUCCUGGGGGUGCAGGUUUGUUGGCCCCAGAACACCUGCCGGAUGCUGCUUCAGGUGGAAUCUUAGGUGCCGGGAUCUUAGGUGCAGCAGCCUUGGCGGGUGCAGCAGGUGUGGAGCCAGCAGGUGGCGAAGUUGCUGUUGGGUCAACAGGCUUGGGAUCAGCAGGCGUGGGGUCGACUGGGUCACGAGACGAUGACAUGGUGGCUUCAACCAUUCUAGGCCUGCUGCCCUCCCUCUGCCCCUCCACCCCUGCCGCUGCUGCCCCUGCUGCUGCUCCUGCUGCUGCUGCCACCCCUCCUGCUGCUGCUGCCUUUGCAGGUGGUGCUAGUGUUGCCGCUGGCAGUGGUGAUGCGGCGCCUGAGGUGUUGAGGAGCGGACAAGAACAGCAGCAACAGCAGGAGGAGGCGGAGAACGGGGGGGUGUUUGCUGCCGCCACCACCCGUUCGCCUGAAGGGCGGACGGGGAAGAAAGGUGCAGAUUCUGUGAAGGAUCAGCAGCAACAGCAGCAGCAAGCAGUGGGGGGGCUGUCGACGCGGAAGCGGAAGCUGCAGCAGCAGGGGGAGAGGGCGGAUGGGGAUGGUGCUCCGUCUCCUGUAUAUGAGCCCUUCGACCCUGCUCUCCCUGCCUCCCUCCAAGGCAUCACUCGGCGCACGCGCCAUCGCACCACACGUCCCGCCUCACGCCUGCCGCUCAUGGCCUUGGACGGCCACUCCGCGCUGCUCUCCCCUCCACACCCCUCCCUCCGCAACCAAACCCAAAACCACGAUCAGCAGCAGCCGCGGCAGCAGCAAGAUUCACCGGUCUCCCCUCCUGCUGUUCCUGCUGCUGCUCCUGCUGUUCUUCCUCCUCCUGCUGCUCCCCCUGCUGCUGCUGCUUCUCCUGCGGGCGUAACGGACAGCAAGGAGGGAGUCCUAGGCAGAGGGCGGCGAGCAUCCACAGGCUCGGUGCCCGAAGCACCACUUGACUCUCCAGCUCUGGACGGGCCCGCCUCAGGCCCAGGCGAGGGCUCUGGAGCAGGGGGAGCAGAGGAGACCGUGGGGGCAGGGGAGGCCGCUGCCCCGGCCCCGGCUUCUGCACCGGUGCUGCAGGCUUACCACCGGAGACGACAGGAGCAGCCGCUGAUCCGCUUCUCUAUAAAGAGCCUCUCAAUGCCCGAGCUUUCAGUCUGCCUGCCAGAAACUGCCACUGUUGGUGCGCUCAAGCAAGCUGUAGUAGAGGCAGCUCUAGCCUCUUUUGGCAACGGGCUGCGCCUGCGCAUGGUGUUACAGGGUAACCGCUGCACGGAUGACCAUUCCUCCCUGGCUGACGUGGGCCUCUCGCACGCAGCCCUGCACCAGCAGCAGCAGCAGAAGCAGGCAGCAGCAGCAUCCCUCAGCUUCAUGCUCGACCCAGACCCGGUUCUGCUCCCGCCCCCUCCGCCUCCUCCCGCUGCUACAGCCGCUGCUACAGCUGCUGCCAAGCAGGCUGCAGCUGCGGCUGCUGCGGCAGCUGCUGCUGCUGAUCCCGAUCCGCUGUUGCUGCUGUCGCCUCUGGCUCACCCUGGGGAUCCGGGCCUUGCUGCUGCUGUGGCGGCGGCAGCUGCUGCUGAGGGGAGGAAUGGGGAUGCUCCGCUGGUCCCUGCUGCAUCCCCAUCCCACGCCUACCCUUCUCACAACACCCGAUCAAGCUUUGCAGCAGCAGCCGCCGCCGCUGCUGCUGCUGCCGCUGCCGCAGCAGCCGCUGCAGCCGCAGCAGCAGCACCAGGCAGCGCACGCAGACACUCAAGCCCUUCCACUCCCCUCCACCCAUCCUACCUCUCCCCCUCCUACCCUUACGCCUCCGCCUCUGGUCCUUUUACUCCAGCUUCCGCCCCUCCUGCCACCACCACCACUACUCCCACCACUAGACAUGCAGCAGCACAGGCCUUAGCAGCGAUUCGCGCACAGACAGAGCACGAGCCAGGGGAUGGUGUGGGAGGAGGGAGAAACAGGAGGAGGAGACGGAACGAUGACGAAGAUUACCAAGAGGGGGAGGAGGGGGAGGAAGAGGAGGAGGAAGAGGAGGAAGAGGAGGAGGAUGAGGAGUAUGAGGAGGAGGACGAGGGGUUCCGGCUGCCGUUUGGGCGGUAUGCUAAUAGCGGGUAUGCUUCUAAAGGGGCGCAUUCCGGAGCCCUCAUCCUACACCCAUCCGUAUCAGGCAGAGGAAGAGGCAGAGGCCGAGGGGGAGGAGGGGGAGGGGGAGGGGUGGGAGGAGGGGCGUUGUCGUAUGCGGGGAGAGGUGGAGGGGGGGAGAGUGGAGCACUGGUGUUGCAUCCGCAGCACAUGCAGAGAGGGGGCGUGGGGGGGGCAGGGGCAGGGGCGAUGAUGGUGCACCCACGGGGAAGGUCAGCGGCGGGGCUGCAGCUCAUUGAGCAGAGGAGGAGGAUUCGGCGGCCGUUCACUGUGGGGGAGGUGGCGUCCCUGGUGGAUGCAGUGGAGGUGCUUGGCACUGGCAGGUGGAGGGAUGUGAAACUGAGGGCUUUUGCCACUUCAAAGCACCGAACAUAUGUGGACCUCAAGGACAAGUGGAAGACGCUGUGCAUACGGCUCAGAUCGCGCCACAUCAGCGCAGGGGGGAGCCGGUGCCACAGGACCUGUUGGAUCGAGUGGUGCAGGCACAUGGGUACUGGCAGGAGCAGCUCAGAAUCCAACGCGAGGAAAGAGACUCGUAACAAGAAUUCACCAACUGCACUCGUAUGCAUCCAUAAGCGAAGUUAAUUUCAUUGCAAGUAGGCUAAUUAACACCAUCUCACUAAGGGGACAUGGACUUGUCAGCAUGUGGGGUGAUGUCUUCUACACCGUAAUGGAAUGCACCAUCCCUCUCUACACAGAGGGAUGCAUGCACUGGUAUGGUACUUAGCUAAGCAUCCGACGGUUUGUACAUUGGUAAUGUACGAGUACGGCUCGACAUAGGCUUUGUUCUUUGUUGCAACACUUGUUAGACUAACACCCAUUGGCAAGCUAGCCUGCAAUCCCUGACCCCUGACCCAUUUAGCAACUAGCAUAGUGACACUAAGAAGUGUGUAUCGUAUUUUUGCAUUUUCGAGU